Molecule: messenger RNA, 4924 nt
Organism: Oncorhynchus tshawytscha (Chinook salmon)
Lineage: Eukaryota; Metazoa; Chordata; Actinopteri; Salmoniformes; Salmonidae
Product: phosphatidylinositol 3,4,5-trisphosphate 5-phosphatase 1-like
Exons: 26
Coding region: 1402-4608 (1068 amino acids)
Biological process (GO): phosphatidylinositol dephosphorylation
Molecular function (GO): phosphatase activity
Source: RefSeq, a predicted model, not a curated record
CACACUGAGAAGAUCUAUACUGGCACCAGAGAGGAAGCACCAAGUAGAGAGAUGAGAAGAACAGGCUACUAGCCUGUCUUGCUGUUGGUGCUCUGUAGUGUUCUUGUCUUGCUGUUGGUGCUCUGUAGUGUUAUUGUCUUGCUGUUGGUGCUCUGUAGUGUUCUUGUCUUGCUGUUGGUGCUCUGUAGUGUUCUUGUCUUGCUGUUGGUGCUCUGUAGUGUUCUUGUCUUGCUGUUGGUGCUCUGUAGUGUUCUUGUCUUACUGUUGGUGCUCUGUAGUGUUCUUGUCUUACUGUUGGUGUUCUGUAGUGUUCUUGUCUUGCUGUUGGUGCUCUGUAGUGUUCUUGUCUUACUGUUGGUGCUCUGUAGUGUUCUUGUCUUACUGUUGGUGUUCUGUAGUGUUCUUGUCUUGCUGUUGGUGCUCUGUAGUGUUCUUGUCUUACUGUUGGUGUUCUUGUCUUGCUGUUGGUGCUCCGUAGUGUUCUUGUCUUACUGUUGGUGCUCUGUAGUGUUCUUGUCUUCCUGUUGGUGUUCUUGUCUUGCUGUUGGUGCUCUGUAGUGUUAUUGUCUUCCUGUUGGUGUUCUUGUCUUGCUGUUGGUGCUCUGUAGUGUUCUUGUCUUACUGUUGGUGCUCUGUAGUGUUCUUGUCUUACUGUUGGUGCUCUGUAGUGCUCUUGUCUUGCUGUUGGUGCUCUGUAGUGCUCUUGUCUUGCUGUUGGUGCUCUGUAGUGUUUGUUUCUUGCUGUUGGUGCUCUGUAGUGUUCUUGUCUUACUGUUGGUGCUCUGUAGUGUUCUUGUCUUGCUGUUGGUGCUCUGUAGUGUUCUUGUCUUACUGUUGGUGCUCUGUAGUGUUCUUGUCUUACUGUUGGUGCUCUGUAGUGUUCUUGUCUUGCUGUUGGUGCUCUGUAGUGUUCUUGUCUUGCUGUUGGUGCUCUGUAGUGUUCUUGUCUUACUGUUGGUGCUCUGUAGUGUUCUUGUCUUCCUGUUGGUCUUCUUGUCUUGCUGUUGGUGCUCUGUCGUGUUCUUGUCUUGCUGUUGGUGCUCUGUCGUGUUCUUGUCUUGCUGUUGGUGCUCUGUAGUGUUCUUGUCUUGCUGUUGGUGCUCUGUAGUGUUCUUGUCUUGCUGUUGGUGCUCUGUAGUGUUAUUGUCUCGCUGUUGGUGCUCUGUAGUGUUCUUGUCUUCCUGUUGGUCUUCUUGUCUUGCUGUUGGUGCUCUGUCGUGUUCUUGUCUUGCUGUUGGUGCUCUGUCGUGUUCUUGUCUUGCUGUUGGUGCUCUGUAGUGUUAUUGUCUCACUGUUGGUGCUCUGUAGUGUUCUUGUCUUGCUGUUGUAGUGUACUAAACUCAGAAGUGUACUAGCCUGUGAUGAGAUCGUUGAGAAACAGUGUAUCAGGACCAUGGCUUGAUGGCCUCUGAGGGUGUGCCUAUCCAAUUAUUCUCUGUGCUGUCUGACCUGGUGGAGACGUUCUACAGUCCCAACAUGGGUCUGGCUACACACCUGCAGUUCCCUGUUCAGAAGGAGGAGGAGCCAGAGGAAGAAGCAGUUACGACAGUUGUUGGAUCAACAGAGCCAGUGAAAUGCCCUCCUCAGCUGCCCCCUAGGAACAGUAAAGAAACCCAAGGAGGGGAUUCCCGAGGCUCAGAGCUGGCUUGUAGUUCCCUGGGAGACACAUACCUACAGAGACUACAACACAUCGAUAUGUCUAAGCUGCCAGAAGAGCACCAAAAAUCCAUUGAGGAAUACUUCCACACCUCGGUCUCUCUCGAUGCUGAGCAAGUCCAGAAUGGGAAUACAUCCCUCCCCCAUCUAAAGAAGCUCACCAUGGGAAUCUGUAAACAACUGAACAGCGAGAUCUCCCGUUCUCUGCCCACUCUGGAGACCUUUCAGAGGCUUCUGGACCAGCAGCUCUCCCCAGGGAUCGGACGUCUGAGGACUCAGGUGUCAGCAGAUUCCGACCAGUCUGUGUCCUUCAGGCUGGAACAACUGACCAAGCUGCUCUACUCCAUAGAAGAGAAGGCCAAAACAGCCGUGUUUGAGUGGGCUGGAUACGACGGAGGCCACAGACGGUCUCUAAUACCACCUAUUACAUUUGAAGUCAAAUCAGAGUUGCUUGGUCUCACAACCAAGAUGUUCCUCAAGGUGGAUGUGGAAACUGGGAAGAUCUACUUCAAGAAAUCUAAAGACGGGCCAGAAGACAAAUACUUUGUUCACAAUAAAAUCUUACAGCUCGUGAAAUCCCAGAAGGUUGCCAAGCUGGUGAUCAUGGUGGAAACAGAGAAGGAGAAAACUCUGAGGAAAGAGUUUGUCUUCGACGACACAAAGAAAAGAGAGGGGUUCUGUCAACUCCUUCAGCAGAUGAAGAACAAACACUCAGACAAGCCUGAGCCAGAUAUGAUCACUGUAUUCGUUGGCACCUGGAAUAUGGGGAACGCCAGCCCCCCACACAACAUUGCUUCAUGGUUCCAGUGUAAGGGUCAGGGCAAGACCAGGGACGACACGGCCGAUCACAUUCCUCAUGACAUCUAUGUGUUCGGGACUCAGGAAGAUCCCCUGGGGGAGAAGGAGUGGAUAGACACACUGAAGAGUGCCUUGAGAGGAACCACCAACAUCAGCUUCAAACAAAUAGCCACCCAGACCCUAUGGAACAUCCGGAUCGUUGUGCUAGCCAAGCCUGAGCACGAGAACAGAAUCUCACACAUCUUCUCAGACAGCGUCAAGACAGGGAUCGCCAACGCUUUGGGAAAUAAGGGUGCAGUGGGCGUGUCCUUCAUGUUCAACGGUACUUCCUUUGGCUUCGUCAACAGUCACCUGACCUCAGGCAGUGAGAAGAAGAUCAGACGCAACCAGAAUUACGUCAGCAUCCUACGUUUUCUUAAUCUUGGAGAUAAGAAACUGAAUCCUUUUGACAUCACACAUCGAUUCACUCAUCUGUUCUGGUUUGGGGAUCUGAAUUAUCGAAUCGAACUGCCAUCCACAGAAGCCGAGAGCAUUGUGACCAAGAUCAAACAGCAGCAGUACCAGGAACUGCUGUGUAGAGACCAGCUCACCAUUGAGAAAGGAGAAGAGAAGGUGUUCCUACACUAUGAUGAGGAGGAGAUCACAUUCGCGCCCACGUAUCGUUUCGAGAGAGACACACGAGAGAGAUAUGCCUACACCAAAGCCAAAGCCACGGGGACUAAAUACAAUCUACCAUCAUGGUGUGAUCGCGUUCUACGGAAGUCCUACCCCUUGGUGCAUGUGUUCUGUCAGUCAUACGGGUGUACCAAUGACAUCAUGACCAGUGACCACUCUCCAGUUUUCUCCACAUUUGAAGUUGGAGUGGCAUCGCAGUUCGUCUCCAAGCACGAUCCCAGCAGGGUGUCUCAGGGUGGGAUCAAGUUCAUGAACUGCGUUGCCACCCUCAUGACAAAGUCCAAGACCAAGUUCUUCCUCGAAUACCACUCCAGCUGCUUAGAGAAAUUCGUCAAGAGCUCGGAAGGAGAGAACCAAGAUCACUCAGAUGGGUCCAUCAAAGUUCGGUUUGGAAACCAAGUUGAGCUCGUCCCUAUCAUCUCAGACCCGGAGUAUCUGUUGGAUCAACACAUUCUCCUGUGUGUCAAGUCCACAGACUGUGAUGAAUCCUAUGGAGAGGGCUGUGUGGCUCUGCGAGCGGCGGAGUCCUCCUACACAGAGUUCCACAUCACAUUGACUCAUCACGGCGAGCGGACGGGUACCCUGGCGGGAGGUGUACAGUUACGAACCUCAGAAGGCAAACAGACUGAGAAGUUAUACGAUUUCAUCAAAGUGGAAAGGGAUGAUUCUGGUGCCUCUAAAGGAAAAGGACUUGAUCUUAUCAACAAGUUUGCUCUUCCCAGUGAUAUCACCAACCCCAGUUACAUGGGGGUGGGCUUCAAGUCUGGAGGUGUGACAGACAGGGGCUGGAGCUACAGCAUGUCCCCGAAAUCAGGCCCCGGAGGUGGGGGUGGUGGUGUCGGUGGGUUCGGGGGUAGGGACCAGACCCAUGGAAACACCUCUCCCAAAAAGACGGUCAACGACCGCAGCGCUGUGCGAAGCCCUACAGGAGAAGCAUCCGAUAACGUUAGUGAGGGGGGGAAGCCAGCGGAGAUGUUUGACAACCCUCUGUACGGCUCCAUGGUGAAGGGAGGAGUUCCACGAGGAGCUAAAGACCAACCAGACCCUCAACGCUCCAAGGAUCAGCUGACCCCUCCAGACCCCAUCUUCUCCUUCACCAAACCCUCUGACCAGGACCCUGACCGGCCCCCGGUCCCCACCCCGCGUAACCGCUCUUACACCUGUUCUGAGACCAAGCCCCCAUCUUCCAUCACCACUGCCUCAGCCUCGGCCCCGCUCCACCCCCAGACCUACACCAAGAAUCCUGUGAAGCCCUCACGCUCCGAGGGGGGCAUGGUACAAACCACCAAUAGACCACAUCUGCCCAUGAAGUCCCGCCCAGGCCAGGCGGACAUCACGCCCACUAAGCCUAAAGACUACAGAGACAGCUCGGAGCUGCUCAGCAAACUGCGUCCACCUACAAGGCCCCUCCAGCCCCUCCCCAAAGAAGCUCAUCAUGAGGCAACUCAACCACCGAAGAUGGGCCGUUCAGUGAAAUGACUGUGCUUUUUUUGGGCUGAAAUCCCUCCUCCUCUUGUCCUAUAUGUUAAAAUGACAUGUUGAAUGGUGGCUAGUGUCAGUCACUGCAAUACUCGUCUUCCUGCCUCUCCAAACAAGUUUCUGUACGAACUCAUCUUUGCAUUAGGCUGCAUUCAUGGCACCGCUCUGGGGAUUUGUGGAGGCCUCUGAAAUAAGUAUCAUCGUUCUUUUUUUUUGUUGCUCAAAUGCUGACAACUAGAAAAGCUCUUUAGAUUAUAGGAAUCAUUUUUAAAGACUUGUACAACAAUCUCAAUUAAACUAAAAGGAAUCAUUCUCA